AAUUUGCUGGAAAAUGCUGAGCUAGGUAAAAAAUAUGUGGCUGAAAGACAGGAACGUAUCCUUCUGUAUCGGGAUAGGGUGGACUCAAAGACUUGGUAUAAUGAAGAACGGAAUAGGUGGGAGAUGGACCCAAUAGCUGUUCCUUAUGCUGUGUCCAAGAAAAUGUUGCAGAGUGCUCUAAUCAGGCAUGAUUGGGCUGCCAUGUAUAUCACACUCAAGGGAAUUGACAAGGAGUAUUACGUAGAUGUUAAAGAAUAUGACAUGCUGUUUGAAGAUUUUGGUGGUUUUGAUGGUUUGUAUUUGAGAAUGAUUGCAGCUGGCAUCCCUACUGCUGUUCAGCUUAUGUGGAUUCCUUUUUCAGAGUUGGACUUGCGUCAACAGUUUCUCUUAAUAAUGAGGAUAUCCUAUCAGUGCCUUAAUGGAUUUUGGAAUAGUCGCAUUGUUUCACAUGCAAAAGAGUGGACUUUCAAAAAAAUAAAAAACAUUAAUGAUGACAUAAUGAUGAUGAUCGUUUUCCCUGUUGUGGAGUUCAUUAUCCCUUAUCAGGUGAGGAUGCGGUUGGGUAUGGCUUGGCCAGAGUAUUCAGAUAUAUCUGUUGGCUCAACUUGGUACUUGAAGUGGCAAUCUGAGGCUGAAACGAACUUUAAAUCGAGAAAAACAGAUGAAUUUCAGUGGUACUUUUGGUUUUUAGUUAGAACUAUCAUAUAUGGAUACAUAUUGUUUAAUGUGUUCCGAUAUAUGAAGAGGAAAAUUCCUAGCAUUCUUGGCUAUGGCCCUUUGCGGAGAGAUCCCAACUUAAGGAAGUUACGGAGAGUGAAAGCUUAUUUUAAAUAUAGGAUGAAGAGAAUAAAACGCAAGAAGAAGGAUGGUAUUGACCCCAUAAGCACUGCUUUCGAUAAAAUGAAGAGGGUUAAGAAUCCUCCCAUACGGUUGAAAGACUUUACAAGUGUUGAAUCUAUGAGAGAAGAAAUCAAUGAAGUUGUGGCAUCUCUGCAGAAUCCUCGCGCAUUCCAAGAAAUGGGAGCUCGUGCACCUAGGGGAGUUCUAAUCGUUGGCGAGAGAGGGACUGGGAAAACAUCCCUAGCAUUAGCUAUAGCAGCAGAGGCAAAAGUGCCUGUUGUUGAAGUUAAAGCCCAACAGUUGGAAGCUGGUCUCUGGGUGGGCCAAAGUGCAUCAAAUGUUAGAGAACUGUUUCAGACAGCGAGGGAUCUGGUCACUUUCUUUCUGUCUUUCAUUUCAUUUCAUGAGGUAAAAACAUCUUACCUGUACGAAUUUUUUACGACUCCAAAAUCAACUAAAAAUUUUCUUUUUGUGUCAUUAGUUAUUUUGUUUUAUGUCAAUAUGAUCGUCCUUUUCAGGUUUGAGAAACAAGAUGGGGUGGUUUUGAUGGCCACUACCCGUAAUCUCAAACAAAUAGACGAGGCACUACGUCGUCCUGGUAGAAUGGAUAGGAUAUUUCACCUUCAGCGGCCAACACAAACAGAAAGAGAGAAGAUACUGCGAGUUGCUGCCGAAGAAACUAUGGAUGAAGAUCUUAUUGACUUUGUAGAUUGGAGAAAGGUUGCUGAAAAAACUGCUCUUCUUCGUCCUAUAGAAUUAAAACUUGUACCAGUGGCUUUGGAAGGUAGUGCUUUCAGGAGCAAGUUUGUCGACAUGGAUGAGCUUAUGAGCUAUUGCAGCUGGUUUGCAACUUUUGGUGGCAUGGUCCCCAGAUGGCUGAGGAAAACCAAAGUUGUGAAAAAGUUGAGCAACAUGCUGGUAAAUCAUCUUGGAUUGACAUUGACAAAAGAGGAUUUGCAAAAUGUCGUCGACUUGAUGGAACCAUAUGGCCAAAUAAGUAAUGGUAUAGAACUGCUGAAUCCACCUCUUGAUUGGACGAGGGAAACCAAAUUUCCACAUGCGGUUUGGGCUGCUGGUCGUGGUCUUAUAGCUCUUCUAUUACCAAAUUUUGAUGUUGUUGAUAAUCUAUGGCUUGAGCCUUCUUCUUGGGAGGGAAUCGCAUGCACCAAGAUUAGUAAGGCUAGAAAUGAAGGUUCAGCGAAUGGAAAUGAAGAAUCAAGGGCAUAUCUUGAAAAAAAACUUGUAUUUUGUUUCGGCUCUUAUGUUGCAUCCCAGCUGCUGCUUCCAUUUGGGGAAGAAAAUGUUCUUUCUUCGUCAGAGUUGAAGCAGGCACAGGAG
Messenger RNA from Olea europaea var. sylvestris, 2178 nucleotides. Its product is annotated as probable inactive ATP-dependent zinc metalloprotease FTSHI 5, chloroplastic. The record is from RefSeq and is a predicted model, not a curated record. Gene Ontology annotation, molecular function: ATP hydrolysis activity; ATP binding; ATP-dependent peptidase activity. Lineage: Eukaryota; Viridiplantae; Streptophyta; Magnoliopsida; Lamiales; Oleaceae. The transcript is spliced from 12 exons. The annotation marks the transcript as partial. Gene Ontology annotation, biological process: proteolysis. Gene Ontology annotation, cellular component: chloroplast thylakoid.